This is a messenger RNA of Trematomus bernacchii (emerald rockcod), 2760 nucleotides long. RefSeq names its product E3 ubiquitin-protein ligase TRIM39-like. Lineage: Eukaryota; Metazoa; Chordata; Actinopteri; Perciformes; Nototheniidae. The record is from RefSeq and is a predicted model, not a curated record. Gene Ontology annotation, molecular function: zinc ion binding; protein binding. The coding region runs from base 105 to 1763 and encodes 552 amino acids. The transcript has 2 exons.
ACUUAUCGUUUGUCAGAGCUGCAGUGGAGACACGUCUCUGGAUUUUCUGUCUGAAGGAAGAUUACACUGAGUUUGUCAGUUCUUUCUCAGCACUUUACUCAAAUAUGGACAUGUCUUCUGUCAGCUGUCUGCUAUCGGAAGAGCAGUUUCGGUGCGCCAUCUGUCUGGAUGUGUUCAGGGAUCCAGUCAGCACACCAUGUGGACACAACUUCUGUAAUACCUGCAUCACUGCACACUGGGAUACAAAUAACAGAUACAUUUGUCCCUUGUGUAAUGAGGGUUUUGAAAAAAGACCUUUUUUGAGGGUCAACACUUUGUUCUCUGAGAUGGUUGGUGAGUUCAGACAGUCGGCUCAACAGAAAGCCAACCGCAAACGGUCACAGCAACAAUCGUUCACACCAGUAAAUGUUCCCUGUGACUUUUGCACUGGAACCAAACUGAAGGCCCUGAAGUCCUGCCUGGUGUGUCUGGCCUCCUACUGUGAGACUCACCUGGAGCCUCAUUUAAAUGUGUCAGGUCUGAAAAGACAUCAGCUGAUCGACCCUGUGGAGAACCUGGAAGACAGGAUGUGUCCGAAGCACGAUAAACCUCUGGAGCUGUUCUGUAAGACCGACCAGACAUUUGUCUGUCUGCACUGCUCUGCUUUAGACCACAAGAUGCAUGAGUUUGUUCCUCUGAAAGAUGAAUAUGAAGACAAGAAAGUUGAGCUGGUGAAGACAGAGGCUAACAUUCAGGAGAUGAUCCAGAAGAGACGAGUAAAGAUUGAGGCGAUCAGACACUCAGUAAAGUGCAGUACAGAAAAUGCGAAAAUGGAGCUAUCAGAAGGUGUUCAGGUCUUCAAUUCUCUGAACAAUUUGCUCGAGAGAGGCCUGAAUGAGCUUUACAAAACAAUAGGAGAGAAGAUGACAACAACACAGAAACAGGCUGAAGGCCUCAUCAAAGAGCUGGAACAGGAAAUAUCUGAUCUGAAGAAGAGAAACACUGAUGUGGGGCAGGUCACACGCUCAGAAGACCACCUCCAUGUUCUCCGAAGCUUCCCGUUACUGAAAGCUGUUCCACCCACAAAGGACUGGACAAAGAUCAACGUCCAUGUAUCUUCAUAUGAGAAAACUGUGGAGGGGGCCUUGAUCCAGCUGGAGGAGACCCUUAAUAAAGAGAUGAAGAAGCUGCUCGGUGAGGCUGAGCUGAAGAGGGUCCAGAAGUACGCAGUGGAUGUGACUCUUGAUCCUUAUACAGCACACCCUGAACUCAUCCUGUCUCCUGAUAGGAAACAAGUGAGUCUUGGUAAUGUAAAGAAGAAUCUCCCAGACAACCUACAGAGAUUUUCUCAUUAUAAUUUUGUUUUGGGAGGGCAGAGUUUCUCUUCAGGCAGAUUUUACUACGAGGUUCAUGUUCAAGGGAAGCCUAAAUGGAAUAUAGGAGUGGUCAGAGAGUCGAUCAACAGGAAGGGAGAGUUCAACAUGAGGCCUCAGGACGGUUACUGGACUAUAUGUUUGAGAAAUGGAAAUGAGUACAAAGCUCUUGAUGCUCCGUCAGUCCUUCUCUCUCUGAAGUCUCAGCCUCAGAAGGUGGGGGUGUUUGUGGAUUAUGAGGAGGGUCUGGUCUCCUUUUAUGACGUAGAUGCUGCAGCUCUUAUCUACUCCUUUACUGGCUACUCCUUCACUGAGAAUCUCUACCCAAUAUUAAGUCCCUGUAAUAAUGAUGGAGGCAAUAAUGCUGCCCCUCUGAUCAUCGUCAGACCUACUGUCAAUCAAACGGCCUGAUCUUUGAGAUCAGCAUGUUGAGCAAUGCAAAUAAAGCAUUGCCAACAAUAUUUAUAUAUAUAUACACAUGCCAGACAAAAUGUUCAUACUAAAAUAGGCAUAGCGGGCAAUACUAGUAUACCAAUGUAUUAUAGAAAAAGAAAAAAGUGCUUAAUCAUUCUUAAAUGACAAGAUUUAGAAGUCAUUAAUCAAAAUCAAAUUACAUAUUCAGUUGAAAUGUUAUCUGAAUUUGAUUUAUCAUUUGUGUUCUAUUUGUAUUUCAUACUUUGGUUAGAAAAUUAACCAAAAAAAGGUUACUUUUAAAAAAGGUGCUUUUGUUUGACUUGUUAUAAGACUUCUUGGAGUGGUUUCUGUUUUGCUCAACAAUGUAGUGAUACAUAUGAAUGGUUUACUUUGUGAAAAACUGUACUGGAUGCACUGAUAUGCAGUUAUUUUAGUUAGAUCUUAGUUAUUGGUAUGAAUGUUAUUUAGCUCUGGGAACUAUUCUGUUAAUCUCUUUGGAUGUUGAUACAAACCAUGUCUUUAUUCAACUUUUAUAUGAAACAUUUGAUAACAUGCAAGCCUUGUCACAAAACCAUGAACAGUGUUGGUAUUGGUAAACAACCACGUGCCUUCACAACAACAAUACAGAUAAGUAUUGAGUAUAUGAGGGAGAAUAUCAUACUCAACUGAAAAUGACGACGAGCUACUAAUUAAAACAAUAUGAAUAAGAUCCUUUAUACUAUGUUUCUAGUUUUGUAUCUGUUUUUGUCUUUUUAUUAAAUGUUUUAUAUGAAGCAUUAUGGAUGAUUGUUCAGUCUUUGCUUGAAUAACAUAUGUACCAGAUAACAUUUAUUUUUAAUGGUUUCCUAACGUCCAUGAUAUAUGUUUUUAAAGAAGUCACUUAGUCAUCAACCUCUUUCAUGCUGUUGUGUUAGUGACUAUAACCAAUGCUAUGAAUUAAAAUAUAACAGACUUUGUGAUCAUUAAAAUCUACUCUAAUAAAUCAUUUGUGGAA